GAGGAAAAACUUGGAUUUUGGUGUAAAAAGAAGUACAGACGUGCUGGAUGUUGCAAGCCUGCCGCAACUACCCGGUCCACCUUAAAAAUGAGUGGGCGGGCGUAAGCGCUGUGGCCAAUGAGCGGCCAAGUUAGCGUUUAAAUAGCUCCUUGUGUCAAUCAUUUUUUUUCCUCUCCCCCCUCCUCUCAGUCAAGCUCCACUCUCAAUCCCAAGUACAUCUUUCAAUCGCCAUAUUGGGUACUGAGAAGGUUUGACCACCGUUUCUCUCACUACGGACGAAACUGACAGAGCGGCUUCAGUUCCUGAGCACUUUGUUUUGAUGAUCCGCGGAGACGACUGUGGGCUUCACGACGCCGCGGCCGUUACCGUCUCCAGCUCGACGUAUGCAUGGCAUAAGUCGUUUUACGCUUGUUUUGGAUCUUGCUCAGCGACAAGGAGAUACCCGUUGUUUUUGAGCGGUGUGUUUUUUUUUUCUUGUGAAAAACUGGACGCUCCCGGCUGUUUGAAAAAUCCUUUUAUUUCUUUGAGGGGAAAAUGUCAGAUGUGCGACUAUCAAACGGCAGCCCGACGUUGGAGCGGACGGACCCGCGGGUGUCGGAUCACCCGAAGCCGUCAGCCUGCAGAAGCCUCUUCGGCUCGGUGGAUCACGAAGAGUUAAAGAGGGAUUUAAAGGGACAUUUGCGGGAGAUGGAAGAGGCUGCCUCCGCCAAGUGGGGCUUCGACUUCGCCAAUCACACGCCGCUGGCCAACGGCAGGCUCGACUGGGAAUUAGUGGAUUGCAGAGACGUCCCGAAUUUCUACAGCGGGCAAACGCGGAGGGAGAAGGGCGUCUGCUCUGCUGGGAAUAACAAUGUGGAUCUUAAUGGGAAUCAUAACUGUGUUGUGGUUGCUCCGAGCGAAGACAGCGGCAGGUCUGACGGGCAGAUGGAGUGCACGGAGCAGUGCACCGGGCUGAGGAAGAGACCUGCAUGUCACGACCCCUCGGCCCAAACUAAGAGGUCACACACCAGCUCAGAUGAGGUUAGUUGUCCAAGCCUGAGCCACUCUGCAGAAUACACACCCAGAAAGACCAGUCCCAGGAGGCAAACGUGAGACGAGGAAACGAGCCGAAGAUGUAUUUCCCCCCUUUUACGUGGGAAACCUCAGUGUUGGCCGAUUUUUUUUUUAUUUUUUUUUUUUUGGGAAGAGGAACUACACAGCAUCAGAAACAUAUCAGCUCUCCUGACGACGGGGGAGGACGCUGUUGAAGCACUGAAUAGAAACACUAAAGUUGUGGCACUCAAUGAAAAAGUUACUGCCUCUAAAAGCAGUCAAUGUAGCAGUGUGCAAUUAGGUUUGAUUUCCUUUUUUGCUCCUUUUUUUUACUACCUGUGUGUAAAUAAAUAUACAUAUUAUAUAUUUCUUUCCAUAUGUAGCACAUAAGAAAAACAUUAUGAUUUGAUCACAAAUCCUCUAUGUAAAAAGGUGUGAAUUUUGAUUUGACUUGAAGAAUUGCAGUGUAGGUUUAUACAUGUUUCCCAAAUGCUGUUCUGAUUUUGUUAUUUUAUUUUCUGAAAGGCAGUGUGACUGACACAGUCCCUAAUUGCUACAUUUAAAACAAAAUCACGGCUUCUUACAGUUUCUUCACAGUGUAUCUUCACUCCGUCAUCUUCCUAACUCAGCAGUGAAGAACGGUACAAAUGUAGCUCAUCUGUUUGUUUUUCUUCCUCUGGUCACUUCGGUGUCACCAAGUGCAGGUUCUCCUAGAAGAUCUGUUUCCCCAGGAAAUCAGUAGGAAAAAAAAUUACAAUAUUUCUGUAAGGACUUCCUUUACAUCACCCGAUAUUUAUUUUGUGAUAGGUGCGCUUAGCAUCAGUUGAAUCCUGGAAAAUUAUCUUUUUUUUUUUUUUUUUCCAAGUUCUCCUGCACACCUCAGCCACAUGAUAAUGGUGUGUUUGAUUUCCUCUGGAGUUGUGAGGUACUCAGAUAUUGAAGGACAAAGACCAUGCAAACUGCACAGGUUGUGUUGUAACGUCAUCCUCUCUUUGACUGUAUUCCUUUUGUUUUCAUCAGCCUUAAUGCUCUUCAGAGAGGAGGUUUUCUGAGUGGGGUUGAAUGUCCUACAAUACCAAAUACAUGGUUGCUUCAGUACGGUUGCCAGCGCCACCUGUGCUCCUUAAUUGACUUCACAUCGUCUUACUUUGUGAUAACCUUGACUUAAAUUUGCAUAUAUGUUUGUACUUCUUUCACCAAUGUUGUUAGCCUGCUGAGGAUGCAGAUGUGAGCAUCUAAAAGCUUCCCUUUAUUUGCCUAAAGUGUGGGUUAUAUUCAAAGAGACCAGUGUACACCUGGAUGGAGAGAGAAAACAGCUCGUCUCAGAAAUGCAGUCACCAUGCCUGUGUAUUUGUGUAAAUCUUUGCAAUGUACCUAUGUACAUAAUUUUGUAAAAACACUGAGAAAUUAUACUAACUUAUUUAUGUCAAGCUUUUUUAUGUAGAAUAAAAAUGGGUUUUUGA
Chelmon rostratus (copperband butterflyfish) is the source of this 2495-nucleotide messenger RNA. It is a transcript of the gene cdkn1bb, whose product is annotated as cyclin-dependent kinase inhibitor 1Bb. Gene Ontology annotation, cellular component: cytoplasm; nucleus. The transcript is spliced from 3 exons. Gene Ontology annotation, biological process: G1/S transition of mitotic cell cycle; negative regulation of cell population proliferation; regulation of cell cycle. The coding region runs from base 535 to 1092 and encodes 185 amino acids. NCBI's taxonomy places the organism in Eukaryota, Metazoa, Chordata, Actinopteri, Chaetodontiformes, Chaetodontidae. The record is from RefSeq and is a predicted model, not a curated record. Gene Ontology annotation, molecular function: cyclin-dependent protein serine/threonine kinase inhibitor activity; protein-folding chaperone binding.